Plectropomus leopardus (leopard coralgrouper) is the source of this 675-nucleotide messenger RNA. The record is from RefSeq and is a predicted model, not a curated record. NCBI's taxonomy places the organism in Eukaryota, Metazoa, Chordata, Actinopteri, Perciformes, Serranidae.
AAUGAUACCAUCCAGCUCUUGUUCUCUGUGCUGCUCUUCUUCUUUGCCAUGGGCCGAGUGAAAUUUGCUUUUGUCUACUGUGUUCCUCUACUGUUUAUUUCCACAGCUACUUUCCAGAACACACCUUUAAUUUUGGCCACUAUGUCACUGGAGCGUUAUGUUGCCAUCUUCUAUCCCCUGCAGCGUCCGGCUGCCUGGCGCUCAGACCGUAUCUGGAUCAUUAUUCUGUCUCUGUGGCUCAUCAGCUCUAUUUUCCCUGUGAUUCACUACUCUAUUGGGGAAAUUGAUCCAGCUAUGGAUAUCCUCUCUACCUCUGUGCUUUGCAAAUCCACCCUUGUCAACUCAUCUCCAAUUCAAGAAAUGUUUCUGGUCAUUGUAAAUAUUCUCUUCUUUGCAGUAGUGGCUGUUGUCAUCCUUUUUACAUAUGUAAGAAUCCUGCUGGAAACCAGGAGGAUGAGACAAGAUAAAGUGUCUGUGAACAAAGCCAUGCACACUGUGCUGCUGCAUGGCUUUCAGCUGCUGCUGUGUAUGUUGGCCUUUACUCACCCCAUCACUGAAACUCUCAUAGUGCUGCAUGCUGACUGGAAUCCAGCGGACAUUGCCUUUUUUAAUUAUUUCAGUUUCAUCCUUAUUCCACGCUUUCUCAGCCCACUCAUCUAUGGCUUCAGAGAUCAG